This is a messenger RNA of Chelmon rostratus (copperband butterflyfish), 6040 nucleotides long. RefSeq names its product caskin-1. The transcript has 22 exons. NCBI's taxonomy places the organism in Eukaryota, Metazoa, Chordata, Actinopteri, Chaetodontiformes, Chaetodontidae. Gene Ontology annotation, molecular function: protein binding. The record is from RefSeq and is a predicted model, not a curated record. Bases 1 to 4236 code for a protein of 1411 amino acids.
AUGGGGAAGGACCAGGAGCUGCUCCAGGCCGUGAAGACCGAGGACUUGCUGACAGCUCAGCGGCUUCUACAGAGACCUCGGCCAGGGAAAGCCAAGCUCCUUGGAGCAGCAAAGCGGGUGAACGUCAACAUCCAGGAUGCAGAUGGGUUGUCACCGCUGCACCAUGCUGCUCUGAGUGGUAACAAGGAGCUGAUCUCUCUGCUGUUGGAGGCCCAGGCAGCAGUGGAUAUAAAAGACCAUAAAGGGAUGCGUCCUCUGCAUUAUGCUGCAUGGCAGGGGAAGACUGAACCAAUGAAAAUGCUGCUGAAGGCAGGCUCAUCAGUCAACGGACAGUCAGAUGAAGGACAGAUCCCUCUCCACCUAUCAGCUCAGCAUGGACACUAUGAUGGGUCGGAGAUGUUGCUACAACACCAGUCCAACCCAUGUAUCUCAGACUCAGCUGGGAAAACACCGUUGGACCUUGCCUGUGAAUUUGGACGUGUUGGAGUGGUCCAGCUCCUGCUCAGCAGUAACAUGUGUGCAGCCAUGCUGGAACCGAAACCUUCCGACCCCAACGGAGUGUCACCUCUGCAUCUGGCUGCCAAGAACGGACACAUCGAUGUCAUACGGUUGCUCAUUCAGGCUGGUAUAGAUAUCAACAGACAAUCCGAGUCUGGCACAGCGCUACAUCAGGCAGCCCUCUGUGGGAAGACGGAGGUAGUACGCCUGCUGCUGGAUAGUGGCAUCAGUGCAGGAGUGAGAAACACUCUGAGUCAAACUGCCCUGGACAUCGUUAACCAGUUCACCACCACGCAGGCCAGCCGGGAAAUCAAACAACUGCUGAGAGAUGCUUCUGCUGCGAUGCAGGUGCGUGCCCUGAAGGAUUACUGCAACAACUACGACCUUACCAGCCUCAACAUUAAAGCCGGAGACAUUAUCACGGUUUUGGAGCAGCACUCUGAUGGCCGAUGGAAAGGCUGUAUUCACGACAACCGUACAGGAAAUGACCGUGUGGGCUACUUCCCUUCCAAUAUGGUGGAAGUUAUCAAGAGGGCAGGUCACUCCCCCUCCCAGCAGUGCCACACCCUCCUGCUCCGCAGGCCCAACCCCUGUCCCAUUGCCUCGGUCAACGGACACUCAUACCCCCCUUCCAAAGUCCUCCCCCUGCAUCUGCCUCCCCCUCCUCCCCCUCACCCCAACACACAGUCCCUCCCUCGGUUCUCCUCCUUUGGGUAUGUUCCUCUUCCCAUCUCUCCUCCUUCUCUGUCUACUCCUCCUCUGUCAACUCCUCCUCCUCCUCCUCCUCCUCCUCCUCUCUCCACUUCUCAGGAGCAGCAGAGUCAGACAGGUUCACGGACUGCAGAGCCAAGUCCUCAAGGCUCUCCAACUCUGGGACAGCAGAGCAGCACCAGCGAGGAUAUCUGGGUGCUACGCAAACCGCUGGCAGGUGGCGAGCGCAGCGGCAGCGUGGGCAGCAUCGGCAGUGUUCGGUCAUCGAGCAGUUUGCAGAGCUCUGGAAACACACAUGUUCUGACCACCCCUGCGCCCAGUCCACACCCGGCGUCCACACCCGGGGUCAACACACACGGCCUUAACGCUCCAGGCCUGCACGCGCAAGCCGAAGGGGUCAAACUCCUGGCCACUGUGCUGUCCCAGUCGGUAAAAGCCAAGGAGCAUCUCUUGGAGCAGUCACAGUCUGUUGAGCAGUCAGCGAGCUCCUCCAGUUGCACGGUUCAUGAGCAGCGGUCGUUUGAGCGGAAGGCAGAGGAGGAUGAUGGGAAAAAGCAGGCAGUAGUGGCGUGGCUGGGUGAGUUUCAGCUGCAGUUCUACACCACCCACUUCCUCACCGCGGGAUAUGAUCUAGACACCAUUAGCCGCAUGACCCUUGAGGACCUGACGGCAAUUGGGGUCAUGAAGCCUGGACAUCGAAAGAAGUUAACAUCAGAGAUCAGCAAGCUGCCUUCCACAGACUGGCUGCCAGACCACAAGCCUGCCAAUCUGGCAGACUGGCUGUCUCACCUGGGUCUUAGUCAGUACUACCAGGUUCUGGUGCAGAACGGGUAUGAAAACAUUGACUUCAUCUCUGACAUCAGCCUUGAGGAUCUGCAAGAGAUUGGCAUCACUAAGCUCGGCCACCAGAAGAAGCUGAUGUUGGGAGUGAGGAGACUGAAGGAGCUACAGAGAGGACAGAGUAGCUCUGAGCCUCCUCAGAGCCCCUCCACGCCUCCAUCCAGCCCAGGUGGCAGCACCAGCUCAGAGCCGCGGAGGGAGGUGAGGAAGCAGAGGGACGGUGUCCCCAGCCCACUGGCCAAACCUCGCCCAGGUCUCACACAUUCACACACCCCUCCCCACACUCCGACACAAACCCCACCACAAACCCCCCCACAUGCCCGCACCCAGCAGGCCUCCCCCAGGGCUCGGCCGCGCCCCUCCACACAGGUGGCGGCGGCAGAUUCGUCGGUACCGCUGCUCCGCCUGCCCAGUGAGGAGGAAGAGCGACGGAGAACUCACAGUCUAAUUGGCUCAGAAUCAGACUCUAGAUAUGCCACCGUGUGCCGCAGCAGCUCCGCACAUACUGCCCCUAAUGAUGUCACUGUUAACCGCAGCCAAUCGUCUGUCACCCUCCGUCCCCGUCGCAAAGGUCGGCCCCCGACACCGCCUAAACGGUCCUGUUCUUCCAUUACCGGGGGUGACGGGGAGGGAGAGGGACAGGGGGAGGGGCUACUAGGGCUGCCAACCUAUCGAGAGCGGCGAGCCAGUGACUGCGGCAGCCUGGGAUCAGCUUUAAGAUCUCAGGACUCAGCAGGCCUGGAGAGAUCAGAGGGGGCUUCUGGGAGUGUUCGCAGCCUCGCAGCUAUGCUGGAAACAUCCAUCGUGGGUGGAGCCAAAACCCUGCCAAGGAAUUUGGGAGGCAGCACCAACUACUUACAGGUGAGUCCGCCUACACUCCGUCGCCAGGCAGGCGCAGGGGGUCUUGGCUCUGAGGAUGAUGAUGUCUUAAGUCGACGUAGGACCAUCAGUGGACCAGAAGGCCUCCCUGGUGAUCAGCUUGACCUGUUACCUCGGCAACCAGCCCAGCAACGUCCGGAGCCCCGGCCCCGUUCCAUCGUGGUCUCCUCAGCAUCAGAGAUCUCAGAUGGCACAGCAACACUCCGAAGGAAGCCGCGUCCUCUGGCAACAGACUCUGAAGCUCCUGCAUCCGCGGCUACCAGUGUCGUUACCAUGACAACCGGCACUGACACCAUACGCAGGAGACCACGCACGUCUGAGCACGCACAAAGUGUCAUUCAAAGCAAUAACCAAUUAGACUCUCCCAGCAGUCAAACAGACAGUAGCCGGAAAAACGGAGGCGAGCCACAGCAGAACGGCGGCGUGGUCCUGAGGCGGAGGCCGGUGUCUGAGGUCUCUGAUAGGACGGAGACCAACCGAGAGAGCUGUGAGUGGAUGGAGGCUAGGAAGUCUCUGAAGCCGCCGGUCUCUCCCAAACCAUCCACAGUCACCCUGAGGAAGGCGCAAGCUGAUCCCCCAACCCCGACUCGCAGGGUCCCCAUACCGGGCCCUGAUGGUACUGAGACGGCACAGAGCCCUGAGCCCAAGCGUGUCCCUCCUCCUGUAUCCCCGAAACCUCGUGGGCCUCCGACAGCGCCUAAACCAGGCAAAGCAAUAGUAGCUUCAGCUACCAUGAGCCCGAGUCCUGUUGCCACCAGCCCCGCUGCAGCCAGUCCCACCCCGGCCCCCAAACCCUCCUCUCCGCUCUCCGCCUCUGCCCCUCUACCAGCUCCCGACACCCCUUCUGCUCCCUCCCUCUCUCCGGGACUCCCUCUUGCCUCCCCCUCUCCGGCCCAGAGUCCCUCCACACCCUCGCCACACCCUGUCAAACCUCCCCGCUCCUCCAUCGCCGGCCUCUCCAUCGACCUGCUGGGAGGACGGGAGGCGGAGGAGGAAGAGGAAAGGAGGAGAGAGGAAGAGGAGAGGAGGAGAGACAGGGAGCACAAGAGGCACAAAGAGCAGGAGGAGGAGAGGAAGAGAGGAGAGGAAGACAGUCUGAGAGGGGUGGAGGGUCGAGUAGAGGAAGUGGAGGUGCAGCAUCGUUUGGAGGAGACCAGCGCCUCCUUGGCUGCAGCUGUGCAGGCUGUAGAACAUAAAAUGAAAGAGGAGGACGCACAAAAUGACAAAAAGACAACAGUCUCCAUCUUGGACGACAUCGGCAGCAUGUUUGACGACUUGGCAGACCAACUGGAUGCAAUGCUGGACUGAUCUCCCGCCAAUGUCUCAUUUCCGCCAAGCCCUUUCCCCUCUCCCACAUCAUGUGUAGGUGUAUGAAGAAAACUCUCCCAAGGCUCGAUGCUGGCGCUCUGAGAGUGUGUGUGCGUGUGUGUUCGGGCGCGUGUCCCUCCUGCGUGAGCGCUUCUCAUGUAGCCUUGUACAGUGUACUGAGGAGGGAGUCCUCUUCGUCUGGUGCGGUAGCUCUAGUACGCCUCCCGAUGCGAGGAGGCCGCUCCCACACAACCUCUGACCUCUGCAGCCCAGCGAGUCACCGACCACCCAGCCUCAGACGGCUGCGUGCAUCGAGAAGCACAAUCAUUCUCCUCAUCCUUUUAUCUCUACAGACUGUGGCAGAGAUCCUAACUCAGUCAGACAGGGAGACAGGCAGAUAAGCAUAUUGCUUGCAAAAAUAAGCACAUAAACUGACUGACAGACAGGCAGAUAGAUAGCUAGAUAGAUAGACAAGACGCAUACAGAUGAGAUACCGGAGAGAAUUUUUCAAAGCACAUGGAAAGACAGGCCGCUUUCUGAGUCUGUCUCACUCCUGCGAUGUCAAAAGGAUGCAUUUUUCCAGAUGAAUCGUAGCCUCUAUUUCUCUUCUGUAUGAGUGGAGGAUUGUGGUUAGCUGGACUUCCUGACCUGUGUGUUGUCUCUCUUCAUGUUGUUGUUGCUGUUGUUGUUAUUGUUGCAGUUGUUGUCGUUAUGAGUGUGUGUGUAGUCCCUGCUGAUGCUCAUGUCAAUGUCCUCUCACUCGUACAGUAGUUAUUCUAAUGAUCAGAACGACGAUAUAGAUGUGUGUCCAUGAAUUCUGAGACACAAACACACACACACACGCACAUGCACACGCACAUUACAUUGGUUGUAAUCUCGCUGGUGUUCUGCUUUGUUGGUGUUUAGCUCCAUCUAUGGAGGUUUGCUUGGAAAUGAAUCUACACAUACACAUACACACAUUUACAUGCAAAGACACAUAUACAAGCACACUCAUGCGGUGUAUCCCUUUGUCCUGCUGCAGUGAACAGUGUUUUUAAAAGAUAAUCCUAUAUUUCAAUGCUUUAUAUAGUACAUCCAGUAUACAUACAUAGAGUUUAUAAUAUACAGUACCUGGGUAUUUGAGCUGUUAGAGCUCCCUCUAGUGUUGGUUAGUGAAACUGCCUCUAAUCUGCCCGUCUUGUCUCCCCCUCUUACUCUCCUUCUGUAUCCGUUUUGUUAACUCUGCAUCUCUCUGUGCCUUGGUAGUGUUCUUUCAUAUAUUCAAUAUAUUUUUGUCUCUUUUUUUCUUGAUUUGCAUCCCAAACUUUUACGUUUUUUUUCUGAUUCCUGACAAACCCUCGCUCCUUGUGUGUGUAUGAUGUCAAAAGUAGCUUAUAGGUUGAGUUGUGAGUCCUAUAUGAUCCCUAAAAUCAAUCGCCCUGUCUGCAGUCCUCCUGUAACCAUUGAGACGCCUUGUAUGAGCCCAUAUAAGCCCCCGUCUAAGCUGUAAUAAAUUGGCUCUGCUCCUCCACAGCUCCCCAGUUUCAGUGGUUCCCCAUGUAGGCCAAACAGUGGAUCAGCCACUAGUAUUCAUCCCAAUGAAGAGUCCACUUGUAUUUUUAUGCUCUUUGAAAACAAAGAUAUAUUUGAGAGACAGAUGGUUCUAUGUGAAUAAUAAUGAUGAUAAUAAUAAUAAUAAUGAUGAUAAUUAUAGACAUUGAAUUGAGGUGAGGUGAUUGAGCCUGUACAUUUAUGGUUGAGUCCUGGAUGUGUUGUGACGGCUGUUGUGCCAUGGUUGGGUUUAGGUUGUGUUUCUGCUGUGACG